UAGUUUUAAGUGUCACAGCUGAUACGGUUCAUCUGACAAUGGUCACACCCACACCUUAUGGGGCUGGGUCUUCAGCUAGCAUCAGCUGCUUCCGUAGCAGUCCUGAUGAAGAUGUGACAUUGAGCUUUGGCAGACCAUUCCAGAUAGGCCUCCCAGGAUCUACAGUACAAACCUCAACCACCCUCCCAGAUGGCAGUACACAAUCAAUGAAUGGACAAGCAGUCACGUGGGAUCUGACCUCCAGUAAUGAUGCCACUGGGUUGUUUUAUUGUGAAGGUUCAAACAGAGGCUUAACAACCAGAGUGUACAGCAUCAUCCACAGUAUUCACAGAAGAUUUGAGCCACGCAGUGGACUGGUGACGAGAACUAUCAAUAAAGGAGAAGGUGUUACGCUCAUGAUUGACUCGGUCGAUUCUGGCAGCUAUCCUUUGUGGCAUAGAAUCAGACAAGGAGCUGUAACCGAAUUAUACACAGACAAUGACAUGAACAUGUAUGAUAUCACGAUACCUUCCUCCAUGGUCAGUGAUGGGGAUUUGUAUGCCACAUUUCAGCAUGCAUUCUCAGUGAAUGAUAAUCACUUCAGUCUGAUCAGACUUAUUGUCAGAGACUGUGUUUCGGACAAGUGGGGUCCUCCUGCCUGUGUAGCUAUGUGUGACAUGUGCUACAAUGGAGGACUUUGUAAUGAUGAGACAGGGGAUUGCAUCUGUCCACCAGGAUUCAGUGGACCAAACUGCCUCACUGCUUGUGGUAUGCACAGAUUUGGCUGGAGUUGUGAGUUCCAAUGUGGACCUGGUAACAUCAUCCAGAGUUGUACAGGGAGCCAGUUUGGUCUACCAGACCCCUACGGGAACAGCUGCAUCUCAGGAUACCAUGGCAGGGACUGUAACAUGGUUUGCUCCAGUGGAAUGUUUGGAGCUGGAUGUACUCAGACAUGUCACUGUCAGUCAGGAAGUUGUGAUGCAUUCACAGGUGUGUGUACUUCGAUGUGUUCAUCUGAGAGUUGUUUUGCUGGCUGCACUCCAGGCUGGUCAGAAUGA
This is a messenger RNA of Acanthaster planci (crown-of-thorns starfish), 1037 nucleotides long. RefSeq lists its product as uncharacterized. Lineage: Eukaryota; Metazoa; Echinodermata; Asteroidea; Valvatida; Acanthasteridae. Gene Ontology annotation, biological process: positive regulation of kinase activity; multicellular organism development; protein phosphorylation. The record is from RefSeq and is a predicted model, not a curated record. Gene Ontology annotation, molecular function: protein binding; ATP binding; calcium ion binding. Gene Ontology annotation, cellular component: signaling receptor complex; plasma membrane.